AUGUUAGGGACGGCGGUGGUCGUGUUCCUGUGUUCGUGGCUGGCAGCGGCCGGUGGCGCGCGGCCCGCGGCGCCGCGCAACGUGCCGCGCUGCUGCCCGGCGGGCCAGGCGCUGCCGCCCGCCGCGCUGCGGGCCGACCUGCUGCCCGCCGCGGCCCUGCCCGCCGCCUGCCGCCCGGCCGCCUCCGAGCCCUGGGCGCCGCUCGUGUACGCGCCUCUUCACAACUCCUACCUCGAACGGGGACGGCUGCCGCUGCACUGGCGACUGGCGUUUUCUCACGUGCCCGCAUGUCUAGAAUUGCGUAUAUUGCCGGAACACGCCGCACCUUAUGCGCUUCUUGCAAACAAUGGAUACCUGUUGAUGCGCGGAGCGGCGGUGGCGCUUCCGCCCGAACGGUAUUGCGCGGAUGCGGUCGCGGCCCUCGUGUGCGCCGAGGACGCCGGCGGCCGAGGACCUUCUAAGUGUUGCUCCGAGGGGCGCGCUUUUGACGGCUUCAGUUGCGUGGAGGACAAAAGCCGUGCGUUAGAAGCCCUGAACGAACUACGUGAAAUCGCGAACGGUAGUGCAGUGGGUACCGGAUGGCCGGCGUGCGCGGAUGGUUCGCAGUAUGCGGUGGCGGGCGCGCUGAGCGGCUCGAAGCUCCUCGAAGGCGGUGCGCUGGAGCUGCACGGGGAGAAGCGCCUGGAGGCGGGCGCGUGGUGCGCGGAGGCGGUCGCGGGCGAGGCCGGCACGCGGGUGCUGGCCUGCGAGGCGGCUGCGCGGGCGUCGCAGCCGGCGCAGACGGCUCGGCACGCGCUGUACGGCGCGGGGCUGGCCGUGGGCGCCGCCUUCCUGGCGGCUACGCUGGCGGCCGGUUUCGCGCUGCCGGCGGCGCACCACGCGCUACACUGGCGCUGCCAAACGCACUACGUGGCCGCGCUCAUGCUGGGAGAUGUGCUGCUGGCCGCCACGCAGCUGGCCGGAGACCGCGUGCCGCCCACGCUAUGUCGCGCACUCGCUGUGUGUAUGCAUUUCCUCUUUCUGUCGGCGUUCUUCUGGCUGAACACUAUGUGUUUUAACAUCUGGUGGACGUUUAGGGACUUCCGGCCGACGUCGCUGGAGCGCGGGCAGGAGGCGUGCCGCCUGCGUGUGUACAUGGUGUACGCGUGGGGCGGGCCGCUGGUGGUGGCGGGCGUGGCCGCGCUGCUGGACCACCUGCCGCCCGGCGCCGCGCCCGGCCUGCUGCGCCCGCGCUUCGCCGUGCAGCGCUGCUGGUUCUACGGCGACAUGGAGAUCCUCGUCUACUUUUUCGGGCCCGUCGGCGUGCUACUGCUCGUCAACCUCGCGCUCUUCAUCUCCACUACCCGCCAGCUCACGUGCGGCCUCUGGCGACGCGACGAAGUCAAGUCCACUUCGGAAAGGGCGGCCCUCGGACGCGUCUGCGCGAAGCUGGUGGUGGUGAUGGGCGUGACCUGGGGCGCGGACGUGGUGUCGUGGGCGGCCGGCGGGCCGGAGUACGUGUGGUACGCCACGGACCUGCUGAACGCGCUGCAGGGCGUGUUCAUCUUCCUGGUGGUGGGCUGCCAGCCGCACGCGUGGGCGGCGCUGAAGCGCGCGGCGGCGGCGUGGUGCGCGCGCGCGCCCGGCGGCGCCGCGCACUCGUCCUCGCAGCUGCCGUCGUGCGGCGAGUCGCUCACGCACACCACGGCGGCGCCCGCCCCCGCGCCCGCCCCGCCGCGCCUGCCCAUGGAGACCGUGUGCUGACCGCGCGGCGCGCCCGCACGUUUAUUCUACAGUAUUAUUUUUGUACUCUAGUUAACGAUUACGAUUGUAUGAUGUACCUGCGGUACGACUCGAGGCUCUGUAUAUACUGUGUUAGUCGGCCCCGCGGUCGAAUGUUAGCGUACAGUCUUUGUAUAUGUGUUAUUUAUAUCGUGAUGAACUCUAUUGACGAUUCGUCAUCGGUGAACGUCUUGCCCGUUCGAUUGGCUGUUGAAAUAAAAAUGAUUGUGAAAUUCUAAA
This is a messenger RNA of Melitaea cinxia (Glanville fritillary), 2001 nucleotides long. It is a transcript of the gene mthl1, whose product is annotated as probable G-protein coupled receptor Mth-like 1. Lineage: Eukaryota; Metazoa; Arthropoda; Insecta; Lepidoptera; Nymphalidae. Gene Ontology annotation, molecular function: G protein-coupled receptor activity. Gene Ontology annotation, biological process: G protein-coupled receptor signaling pathway; cell surface receptor signaling pathway. Gene Ontology annotation, cellular component: membrane. The coding region runs from base 1 to 1743 and encodes 580 amino acids. The transcript is spliced from 4 exons. The record is from RefSeq and is a predicted model, not a curated record.